AUGACAAAACGGCGCCUUGACGACUUCCAAACAGAAAAUGCGGCCCCAGAGAAGCGAAUGCGUACUGAUGAUUCCAGCAAGAAAGAUCUCCUUUCAAGACUGAGCGAUGAACUCAUACUUCAUAUCCUGAGUUUUCUACCUACGCAGUCGCUGGGUUUUUGCCAGAGAUUGUCGCAUCGAUUUUAUGGACUCGCGGGUGAUUCGGAACUAUGGAAGCAGAAAUACUACUCGCGUUGGGUGUGGCCUCGGACCCGUCGUAUUCGUCAUCUCAAGGACUCCGGCCUUGCUUCCAACGUCACUUCCAAGCCGGCUGGUUACAUCCCAAGGCCGUCGAGAUGGAUUAGACUUGAGCAUUCAGCUAGAAAUUUAGAAAAUAUCGAUUGGAAGAAACAGUAUCGUCUGCGGCAUAACUGGUCCAAGGGAUCGUGCCGGGUCACUGAAGUCGAAGUCGCACCACCAUCGGUCCCACCGGUAUUAGUGAAGUUAUGCAAAGGGGUCGUGUUCACGGCUGAUGCGGGAAAUGGGCUUCGCGCGUGGACUACUGGGGACACGAAAUUGUGCCUGGCUAAACUGUCGUUUUCUACUGUAAAAGAAUGGGACGGCCCCCGUAUCACACCCACAUCGAUUGCCGUGACGCCAGGAGGUGACACCGAAGGCGAUUUCGAUGUGACCGUCGGGUUCGAGGAUGGGAGCUACAACGUAUAUUAUUUCAACUGUGACAGUGCACGUUUUUGUUUCCGAUUCUCACAUCCCACAUCGCCUAAUGGGGCCAUUACUGCUCUUGCAUCCUCAUCCUCCUAUCUCCUUACGUUAUCCCAGAACCAAACGCUAUCUCUCUACCGAAUUUGUUCUUCGGAGAGGGAGAGGGAAGAACGAGAGCACACCACGGAGUUGCCGAAAUUAAUUGCCUCCCUUAAAGCCAGUAACAUAUUCGCUCCACUUUCUCUAUCCAUCCGGUCCUUAGCGACCGAAAUCGUCGCAUCCAUAGCCUACAGCUUCUCCCGCAUAGAUUGCGGAUGGUCAGUUGGGAUACAGGAACUCCGGCUAAACCACGAUGGCGAGAAUCUAGGUUCCCGACUUGCAACGACUGUCGACAUCCAAUUCUGCGCUAACCCCUUUAACCUCUCGACCAAGAUACUAAAUACCGCCGGCAAAACUCAUCACAACAAAAUGAUGAGCGUUGCAAGCCCCAUCCAUAGAAAUAACAGAAAAGCUCAAUCCAUUAGCACCACACCUUCCUCGGUGUCCCAUAGCCCGUCUCUCUCCUACACACGUCCGCCCACCUCCAUCUCGUACAGCCAUCCAUAUCUCCUCACCUCUCACGCCGACAACACGUUGACAAUGUACCUAGUCGUCUCCACCGCCAAUGCUCUCACGAUCAAAACCGGUCGUCGUCUCUGGGGUCACACGUCCUCCGUAUCUGGCGUGCAGGUGAUUGAUAUAACUACAUCCGUCACAUUGGAGGAGGGGAAUGUGACACACUCAGUAGCACACCUUUUCAUUCUACUGCAGAAAGAUGGCACUCAAUACACUAGCAGCUAUCUGCACCAAGACAAGAAGGAAAAGCCGAAACAGCAGGAAUACCAACAGAGAUAG
This is a messenger RNA of Histoplasma mississippiense, 1596 nucleotides long. RefSeq lists its product with no specific name. Gene Ontology annotation, molecular function: protein binding. The record is from RefSeq and is a predicted model, not a curated record. The coding region runs from base 1 to 1596 and encodes 531 amino acids. NCBI's taxonomy places the organism in Eukaryota, Fungi, Ascomycota, Eurotiomycetes, Onygenales, Ajellomycetaceae. The transcript has 6 exons.